This is a messenger RNA of Diabrotica balteata, 318 nucleotides long. NCBI's taxonomy places the organism in Eukaryota, Metazoa, Arthropoda, Insecta, Coleoptera, Chrysomelidae. The record is from the annotation of a GenBank genome assembly.
AUGUGCGAAGCAGAACGAGAUGUUUGUGCAAAAAGAAUUGUCUGUCCUCUGAACAGCCCAUGCGAAAUCAGUGAAAGGUACGUUUAUAAAUUUGUUUGCGACCCAGAAGCGUUAUUUAGUAUGGCAUAUGGAAGUAAUUCAGAAAGCACCCUUAAGUUUCAAUCGGCAGUAAGGUCAGACACCUCAAACAUAAAAUCUGAAUCUCAGCACCAUCUUGCUUACUCAGAUAUGCUCAACUUCUAUAACUGUGGUAUUGCACACUCUUAUCAACAUUUACAUCCUUAUUUACAAGAAUCCAAACAUACUCGUUUUACAUAG